Saimiri boliviensis boliviensis (Bolivian squirrel monkey) is the source of this 741-nucleotide messenger RNA. Lineage: Eukaryota; Metazoa; Chordata; Mammalia; Primates; Cebidae. The record is from RefSeq and is a predicted model, not a curated record.
UUUCUGAAGUUGCUAGAAGUUUACAGAAAAGGAAGGGCAGGCACAUUUCACAAAUCUACAACCUCUAACACCAUCAUGACAUCACAAUCUGUUCCCGACGAGACCAUCAUAGUGCUCCCAUCAAACGACACCAACUUCUCCCAAGCAGAGAAACCCAAACCCACCAACCAGAGGCAGGAUAGCCUGAAGAAACGUCUACAGGCAAAAGUCAAAGUUAUUGGGAUUAUCCAGAUCUCGUGUGGUAUGAAGGUGUUAAGCUUGGGAAUCAUUUUGGCAUCUGUUUCCUUCUCUCCAAAUUUUACACAAGUGAUUUCUACACUGCUGAAGUCUGCUUACCCGUUCAUAGGACCCUUGUUGUUUGUCAUCUCUGGCAUUCUAUCAAUUGUCACAGAGAAAAGGUUAACCAAGCUUUUGGUGCACAGCAGCCUGGCUGGAAGCAUUCUGAGCACUCUGUCUGCUCUGGUGGGUUUCAGUAUCCUGUCUGUCAACCUGGCUGCAUUAAAUCCUGCCUCACUGCAGUGUGAGUGGGACAAAAACUAUGCAUUGGAUGUAGCGAGCAGACGUUUUCUUUAUUAUGAGUAUUAUGAAUCACCUUACACCAUGGACUGCUGCCAUAGAGAAAAAGCCAGUCUGGCUGGAACUCUGUCUCUGAUGCUGAUUUGUACUGUGGUGGAGUUCUGCCUGGCUGUGCUCACUGCUGUGCUGCGGUGGAUACAGACUAAGUCUGACUUCCCCGGGUGA